CGACACUUUAUAGACCUUUGUUAUCCCAGACGGUGGGAUAACGUUAUUACAGUGACUUAGAUAUACAUUCAGAUAUAAACUAUGCAUUGUAAAAUAAAAAAGCUAACGCUCACAGCUUUGCCCGUUGGUGUCAGUUGGUGUUUGGUUUCAGGCGAACGUUAGCUUGCUAGCUUGUUAGCUGUGUCGUAUUGCUAACCUAUCUUCAAUCAACGGUCCGUGUAAACAAAAAUGGCAUGUUUAACCUGAAAGUUGGCCAUAUUUGUACUCUCUGUAGGCUAAUUUUGACUUAUAUGAGUAGUGUUGUGACCAUUGGAUAUAGAGAGCACGAAAUGAAAGGGAUUGCCUCUAUUGUGGACCUUUUUGUUUUCGAUCCCAAGUCCCCUACAUCUUCCAAAUCGACCCAAAAUGUAUCAAAAUCAGUUCACAGAGAGUACACAUAUGGACAUGUUCUGUUUUAAACUGCCAUUUGUAAUGCUGUAUAUGCCAGAAAUGGACUCGGCAUCCUCAACAACCCCCAUAACCACUCCAAAUGGCACAAUAAAUGUUUUAACUAUUGUCUCCAUAGGCUAUAAUGGUAAGUAAUGCUAAUGUGUGUAACAGCUAUUAGCUUACGUUGGUUACUAUACUUUUUCAAUACAUUUUGUAAAUUGUUUACGCCGCUUUUUACUCAUAACUCAUUUAUUACGCAGUGUACUAGUAGGUUAAACCGGUUAUAAUAAACACAGACGUUUCGAAAUAAACGCAUUAAUAUGUCACUUGUGGUUGUCAACUUGUCAUACACUGUGUAUAUAUAUAAAGGUGUUUGUUUGAGUAAACAAUGUCAUUUUUAAAUGGAGUUGUGUGAGCUCUGCAUGACUGUAUCUUAAUGCACUGCCACAUUAAAUACCUAGCUGCCACUUAUGUGUUUAGAUGUUGAUUUGUAAUUUUUACUUUUUUUAAGACUGAUUGAUUCACUUAAAAAGAAUCACUAGGUUAUCUGUAAUCCCACAAUACCAUUCUUCCCUGGCUAAGUCACACAGCACUUCCUCUCAGACUGUGGGUAUGCAUCCAUGUCCUUUCAUUGGAUUGCAGACCUUAUUGCUCAGCCUUGAAAAAUGCAGUGUAUUUUCCCCAUCUGUGAUACUAAUCUUAACAUAGAGGUAUGUGAGAAGCUCAACUCUGACUGGGUAGGAAAACAUCUGGGUUUAGACUGUUGGCUAACUCAACAGUCAUUUGAAGAUGUUUGUUCUUCAACCUGAGAUACACUAAUAUUGAAUCAGCCAGCCUUUUGUUGACUCUCUCUGUGUCACAGCUCAGAACAGAUGACUGUGGUAGUUAAGGCCAUGCUAUGCAGGAGGCCUCUGGUAUCCAGGCAGCUUAAAUAAGGUUCCUUUCUCCGUCUAAAUCCUGCCCUGAAUGUUUAUUAUCAUGCUGCUAAAUUGCUGUAAGGCCUGCUAAAUUAGGUUCAAAAUUAUAACCAGUAUAUCCAGUUGAUAUCAGAAUUAUUGUGCAGCGUAUUUAUUGUAUUGCACUUAAAUAAACAGAGCCCUGCUUUCACCUCUACAUACCUGCAAUUGUACAACAUGAGGGUCACACCCUACAUACCAGAUCAGGAAUGUAUUGCAAUAUGUAUUGAGAUUUAAAUAAAAUACAGGAAUAUUACCCCUUUAUUUGUAGGCUACAUGUUAAGAAUGAACCACUCAUGCACUUGACAGCACAAUUAUAAUGUUAUAUUACCAGGAUAGAACAUGUUAAACUCAUUCAGACAAUGACAUUUGUAAACGCAUUGGUAUGUGAAUGGAGAUACCACAGCAAAAAGCAGAUGGACCUGCUGUUAGGCUAUGAUCCAACAGAUCAACAGUAUAUCACCUUUCCCCUCUGGACUGUAGUUGCAACAUUAAAGGAAGACAUUCACAGGAUGCAGCUGCUGGGUGUGUCUGCAGUGGGAUGAUAGCUGUCCAAAAGUUAGGGCAUGACAUCUGGAUCACUGGCUGGUGUCUGGCUCUUUAGGAAGGGCUUCAUUUGACACACAGCAGAGCAGGUCAGCAAGCAGGAGAGCAAACCGUUUUUUUGAGCGCAGUGAAGAUGUUGUUUUUGAAAGAACGCUACGAAGAUGCCUGAAGUUCGGGAACUUUCUGAGGCUUUGCCAGAGAUGCCAAUGGACCCAAUCACUGGAGUUGGAGUAGUGGCCUCUAGGAACCGGGCCCCCAGCGGAUAUGAUGUGGUGUCCACCACCACAGACGGCCUGGACGCUGACCUGUGGAAAGACGGCCUCUUCAAAUCCAAGGUGACGCGCUACCUGUGCUUCACCAGGGUCUUCUCGAAAGAAAAUAGCCAUUUAGGCAAUGUUCUGGUGGACAUGAAGCUGAUUGAUAUAAAGGACACUCUGCCUGUUGGAUUCAUCCCCAUCCAGGAGACUGUUGACACUCAGGAGCAGGCCUUCAGGAAGAGGCGACUCUGCAUCAAGUUUAUUCCUCGGGACUCCACAGAGGCGGCCAUCUGUGACAUCCGCAUCCUGGGGCGCUCAAAGCAAGCCCCCCCUCAGUACACCUUCAUAGGAGAGCUCAACAACAUGGGCAUCUGGUACCGCAUGGGGAACGUACCCCGAGCCCAGGACUGCUCUCACACUCCCUCCACCAACAACAUCCAGAAUGUGAACUCCAGUGGACCCGCUCCGGUACCAGCCACUGCUAUGCCCAAACAUAUCUCCAUGACGCUCCCAGCCAGCUUCAGAGGGAAGAACACGACCAGACCGGACUACGAGCACCAGAACUCCAACCUGUACGCCAUCUCAGCGAUGGAUGGAGUGCCUUUCAUCAUCUCGGAUAAGUUUGCCUGUGCCUCGUCUGACCUGCAGCAGGUGGACCUGAUGGGCAUCACCAUCAAGUCACUGGCUGAGAUCGAGAAAGAGUAUGACUACAGUUUCCGCACAGAGCACAGUGCAGCGGCCCGGCUCCCCCCCAGCCCCACCAGGACCACCCUGAGCUCGGAGGCCUGAGGAUCCACACCGUCUUUGUUUUUAAUGUGUACAGGAAGUUAAACUCUGAGGAUCUGCGUCUGAACCCGCUACCAACGACAUUAUGAUGGGAUGGAAUCGCUCAUUGUUGGACGGAACAGAUCCCACUCGUAUGAUGACUUUAAAUACAUUUAUUUCCUCGAGAGAAUCGUGGAGGACUUGUUCCAAACUAAAAGAAAGGAUUACAUUUUCUUCUGAUGGACGGCUCUCUGAAAUCCAGUGAGAGCGGCAUUAUGUCGGCCUUUUGUGUUCAUCAACCCCAAUGCGCUGUGAUUGGCCGAAAUCACGGUAACCCCUCCCAUUAUGUGUGUUGCAAAGACAAAAGGAAAACGCCCCGUGAGUGAUGGGGGACGCCUGUCAUUGCUCGCUACAUAUUACUGUGAUAUACUGGUGUGACGGUGAGAUAGCCUUUCACACCGACACCGUACCACAGAUUUACAUAUAAGUGAAGAACACUUUUUUUCAGUACUUCUACUUUAAAAUACUAUGAACAUAAACACAUUUACAGACGGUAUACUAAGAGGAACACUCGCAGUGUUUCCUCCUUGAUAAAGAGUAGAGCCAGGCAUGAACUAAGUGUUUGAACAAGUUACAUUUAACCAGUUCAUUGAUAGCGCCUGUUACAUUUGACUGUACUGCUAAGUUUUAGUAUUAACUGCAGACCUCGGCAUUAGAAGCAGAAACGUUCACAUGUUACAUCGAAAACACUGCAGCUCGCACUAAAUCUACAAAUGUUGAGUUUAUGGUCAAUACCUUUGUGGAAAAGCCUAGAUGUUAAAGUAUUCAUUUGUUUUUUAUUACCACUACAGACACUGAGGUUUGAUACCCAGGUUUAGUUUCCUCACGUCACUCUUAGCUUCUAUAUGUUACCUUUCUAGGUACACAAGCAAAAAGAUGUUACAAAUUGCAGCUGGUUUUCCAUCAUGCACGAUCAACGGCGAAGAUAAUAACUGUAUUAGACACAUUGAUUACAAGGGGAAAAGCACAGUGCAUCUCUCUCGCUAAUUGAGCUACACUUUGACUUUUAUUGUAGCCUGAGGUCGUUUUAGGAGUCUUAAUCAUUUCAGUUUGAACUCAUUUCCCGUGUCAACUCCAACAUUCAUUAUGACCUAGUGAGAAUCCCAAUUAUUCCAUACAUACAUGCAUUACAUUGUAAUCAUUAUGACCUAGUGAUAAUCCCAAUUAUUCCAUACAUACAUAAAUUACAUUUGAAUCCUUAUAGCCUGAAAAUACUGGAUUUGUUUACCCUAAUAUCAACAGCUGAUAUUAGUUUUGUGAGCAUUAACAUACUGGAGGAUUGUACAGUGUGGUUCAACUCGUCAGUGCCCUCUGGUGGACAAACUGUGAAAUGGAGACACUUGAUGGACCUCACAUGUAUCUGACCUUUCUGUCUUACUUACAGGCAAACAUGCCACGAUGAAACUCUCAAAUAUUGCCCAGAGCCUGGGUUCUCUUGUUUAACAAAUAUAUGUCAUCAUAUAUAUGUUUUUAAUAUGCCUUUUAAUGCAAUCUUUUCGGUGUGUUGUUAAUUUCAGCAGAAACACGGGCUGCUGGUUUUCUGUACUGCAAAUGAAGCUACACUUACUGCACGAAUCACAAGUUACAUAUCGUUUCCGGGUAGGACUUAAUGUGAGCGAGAUGACUUCAAAACAUUAAGACAUGUCCUUUAUGUUAAUGCAGUAUUGUGUUGAGAAGCACCCCGUUGGAUUAUUCACUCCAUUUGUUUCUGCAACGUUACCACAAAUGCUCGGAUUAACUCCUUCUUAUUUUAUAUUUGUGUUCGUCUAAUUUAUUAGUCAUUGCCGCAUUGUGAGCAUUUUGUCCUGAAGGCUUUGUGGUGUUUUCAGAAAUGUUAAAAUUGUCGAUUGCACUGCUCUCACAUGCUCGGUGAUAACGCUCAUUUCUCCGCAGCUCUCUAAGCGUUGUGUCUGCAUUAACAACAGUAACACUCCUGUGUAGUGUGUGUGUGUGUGUGUGUGUGUUAGUGUGCAUGCACGGAGCCAGAGGUUUCAAUAGGAACGUUAUUUUUGUAGGUUAUUGAGAAAACGUCACAGAAUUUUUGUCUUGUAGAUUAUCUUCACUAAACAAUGAACAAAACAGCAUCAGUUAAUUUGUAUUAUAAGGAAGUCGUAUUAAACUAUGAUGAAAGGAA
Molecule: messenger RNA, 5147 nt
Organism: Gymnodraco acuticeps
Lineage: Eukaryota; Metazoa; Chordata; Actinopteri; Perciformes; Bathydraconidae
Product: multivesicular body subunit 12B-like
Exons: 11
Coding region: 2093-2977 (294 amino acids)
Biological process (GO): virus maturation; viral budding; regulation of epidermal growth factor receptor signaling pathway
Cellular component (GO): ESCRT I complex; late endosome
Source: RefSeq, a predicted model, not a curated record